UUCAGGCUGCUGUACUUCCUUGUUUAUCUUCCAGUCCGCUGCGAACAUAGCUGCGGAAAUAAUCUUUAUUGCUGUCAAUGGCGCGAUAAGCACAAGCGACGGCAGCGAUUUAAUACACACAGCUGUCAAUCAAGCCGUCAUAUCUGAAGCUGUCGUGUAGUGUGCUCGCUGUCUUCGCGGCUUUAGAGGAUUAAAGAGCGAUGAUGGCGUCCAGCUAUAACGCGAAGGAUGAGGACGGUCAUCAUCCGGGAUCGGUGGGCUCCGGCGGCCCCGGCGCCGUCAAGAGCAAGAAGCCCGACAACACGGCCUUUAAACAGCAGCGUUUGCCUGCCUGGCAGCCCAUCCUGACCGCGGGCACCGUCCUGCCCGCCUUCUUCAUGAUCGGACUCAUCUUCAUCCCCAUCGGCAUCGGACUCCUCGUCACCUCUAACAACAUCAAAGAGUUUGAGAUCGACUACACUGGUGUUGACAUGUUCAGCCCGUGUUUCAACUGCUCGCAGAGCUACAGCUGGAACAGCACGAGCGCGUGCACCUGCUCUGUGCCCUUCACCCUAGACCAGCCUUUUGAGAGUAAUGUUUUUAUGUACUAUGGACUCUCCAACUUCUAUCAAAACCAUAGACGUUAUGUCAAAUCAAGAGAUGACAGUCAGCUGAAUGGAGAUAAAAGCUCUUUACUGAACCCAAGUAAAGAGUGUGAACCCUAUCGAACGAGUGAUAAGAAGUCCAUUGCUCCCUGUGGGGCCAUUGCUAACAGUCUCUUCAAUGAUACUUUGGAGCUGUUUUAUAUCCAUCCAAACGGAAGCAGAAUAGCUAUUCAUCUGGUGAAGACGGGCAUUGCUUGGUGGACUGACAAGCAUGUGAAGUUCAGAAACCCAGGAGAAAACAACAACAACCUCUCCAUUGUGUUCCAAGAUACGAGUAAACCUGUAAACUGGCGCAAACCCGUUUACGAGCUGGACCCGUCUGAUCCUGACAACAACGGUUUCAUCAAUGAGGAUUUCAUCGUGUGGAUGAGAACCGCUGCCCUCCCCACCUUCAGAAAACUCUACCGCAUCAUUCAGAAGAAGAAGGACAACAUGACGCCCACAUUACCGCCAGGAAACUACAGCCUGGAAGUGAUCUACAAUUACCCAGUGCGCAGCUUUGAUGGCCGCAAGCGCAUGAUCCUCAGCACGAUUUCCUGGAUGGGAGGGAAGAACCCUUUCCUGGGCAUUGCCUACAUCACCGUGGGCUCCGUGUGUUUCUUCCUGGGAGUGGUGCUACUGAUCAUCCACCAUAAAUACGGCAACCGCAACAACAAUGCUGACAUUCCUAAUUAACUACGUAAUUAUCAGCACACCGCAGUCUGUGUAUCUCAUGCUGCUGUACACACACAGGUGCACGGAGGGACUACUUGCAAACUUAUUGUGUAUGCACUGGCAGUGUUUAAGCAUUUAUUUCAUCCGCACCAAAGCUUUUAAUUUUAUGAUCUUUCUACAUUAAGUAUUUUAGAGUAACUAGAUGAUCUGUAGUCAUAUAGUAUGACGAAUCCUACCACAAAAACAUGUCCAGGUCAUAUUUUACCCCAAAAUAAUAAUAAUAAUAAUGACGUUUUAUAUAUUGCGUAUGCAUAUUUAAGCUGAAUAAAUAAGCUUUCCAUCGAUGUAUGGUUUGUUAGGAGGACAAUAUUUGGUCGAGAUACAACUAUUUGAAAAUCUGGAAUCUGAGGGUGCAAAAAAAUCUAAAUAUUGAGAAAAUC
This is a messenger RNA of Cyprinus carpio (common carp), 1738 nucleotides long. RefSeq names its product cell cycle control protein 50A-like. The transcript is spliced from 7 exons. Bases 201 to 1319 code for a protein of 372 amino acids. NCBI's taxonomy places the organism in Eukaryota, Metazoa, Chordata, Actinopteri, Cypriniformes, Cyprinidae. The record is from RefSeq and is a predicted model, not a curated record.